Ascochyta rabiei is the source of this 684-nucleotide messenger RNA. RefSeq lists its product as uncharacterized. The transcript has a single exon. NCBI's taxonomy places the organism in Eukaryota, Fungi, Ascomycota, Dothideomycetes, Pleosporales, Didymellaceae. The record is from RefSeq and is a predicted model, not a curated record. The coding region runs from base 1 to 684 and encodes 227 amino acids.
AUGAGUGCUGCUGCCGCUGGCGCUGGAGCUGGAGCUGGAUCGGAAGCGGGAGCUGGAUCAGAAGCGGGAGCUGGAUCGGAAGCGGGAGCUGGAUCGGAAGCCAGCGCUCCUGCCGAGCUGCAUGACACGUACGAGGCUCUUGAGAGAUACCACUGGGACGACGAUGUCGAGUUCCAGGCUGGUCUGAGUGCCAUCCUCGGCAGCAACAGCUCGCCUGCGCAAGCCGCCGAGCUAGCCCUGCGAGCGCGUUGCUUCUACUAUGCCAGGUGGGUAGACUGCCCAACUGCGCGCGCGCGCGUGUGUGGGUGGGUGGGUCGCAGGCUGACUGUGCGAAGAAAGUACAACACGGCUGUCGACUUUGAAGCGUACAAGGCCUACCGUGACGCCCGGGGCCGACCGCCGCCACAGACAAACGGCGUGCACCCGCUCGACUUCACCGAAGCCAGCUACGACGCGCCCAGUGGCGUGAUGCCAGCGCCCACGGACCCCGGCGAACCCCCAGCGCCCUACCCCACCACGUUCGCCCACAUCGUAGAGCUCAUCACGAGUGGGCAGCCCGUCCCCGGCAUCAGGGAGAUUCCGAACACGGUCCUGGACGGCCAAGGCACACUGCCCGAGAAGGCGAAGAGGAGAAAGCCGUGGGAGAAGGACGAGCCUGCGGUGGCUGCCCACCAAGGGCCGUGA